ACAAGUCACUCAGGACCUCAUAUCUGAACAGACAGCUGAUAAACUCAGAAAUCAUAAUGGGACUGCUUGAGUUUAUUAAGGAUUAUUUUCUUGGUUUCUGGGACUAUGAGACCCCGAAGGUAAUGGUGGUUAAAAACAAAAAACUUGGAGUCAUAUAUAGGGGGGUUCAGUUUCUUGUGAUCACCUAUUUCAUCUGGUAUGUCUUUAUCAGUCAGAAAGCCUAUCAGGACAGUGAGACGAGGCCAGAGAGCUCAGUCUACACUAAGAUGAAAGGUACAGCACUGCUGGGGGACCACAUCCUGGACAUGGUGGAAUACGUCCGACCCUCAGAGGGCGGUGACGUGAUCAGUACAAUACUGAGACGAGAGGUCACACACAACCAGAGGCAAGGCACGUGUGCUGAGCAUUUCACCGUUCCCAGUGCCAACUGCUCAAAGGAUGCUGACUGCAUCUCAAGGGAAGUGAACUUUGAUGGCAAUGGACAGAGAACUGGGCGCUGUGUUCCCUACUACAACCAGACCUUCAAGACCUGUGAGAUUCAGACCUGGUGUCCUAUUGAGGACUAUGCCGCAAUAUGGGAGCCGGCAUUGGCAGAGGCCAUCAAUUUCACUGUUUACAUCAAGAAUGCCAUCCAUUUCCCCAAAUUUAAAGUGCUGAGAGGAAACAUCAAACCAAACAAACGAAAUGGGCAGAAAUAUCUGAAUAAGUGUCAUUACAAUGAGAAGAAACACCCCUACUGCCCCAUCUUCCGGCUGGGCUACAUCGCAGAACAGGCCAGGGAGAAGUUCAGCGAGCUCUGCAGGACUGGGGGAGUGAUUGGAGUGUUCAUCAACUGGAAGUGUGACCUUGACCUGGACCCCUCAGAGUGUACCCCCACGUACUCCUUCCGUCGCCUGGAUCUUCGGAAGAACCUGCCCAGCUCUGGCUACAACUUCAGGUUUGCCAAGUAUUACAGUAAGGACGGAGAAGAGUUCCGGACACUUAUCAAGGCCUUCGGGAUUCGUCUGGACGUCAUAGUUCAUGGACAUGCUGGACGAUUCAGCAUCAUCCCAACUAUCAUCAACACGGUGACAGCCAUGACAUCUGUUGGAAUAGUGAGUUUGAUUCUCAGCACUCUCGUGUGUUCCAUUAUCUGUGACUGGAUCAUGCUCACUUUCAUUGACAAGAACGAUAUCUACAGUGACAGAAAGUAUGAUGACGACAGUAAAGUGCCCAGCCCCAGCCAGCUCCUCACAGUUCCCACAGAAUUCACCAUCAGCUAUGGCUCCAACCACUCAGACCUGUCAGAGGGAGUGGCCCUGUGAUGUCCUGCCGCUACAGUGCUAUUUGGCCACAUGCAUGGAGGAUGCUAUUCCUCAGACACCUGACUGUUGGACGGACAGACAGACAGACAGGACGGCCUUUCCCCCAAUCGGUCUCAGACGUCCGCAGAGAGGCCUCUGAUGGGUCCACCUCUGCGGAAUUUAACUGAAAGACAGCCAAGACUUGAUGGGUUAGUGUCAAUUCCUGUUGGUUCAGGAAUUGAAUUAUACACCAAUAAAUAAAUUCCAUGUCCAGUUCAAUUGACAGGGACUGAAAUUAUACUGUUAAACCCAAUCUCAAAUGAUUGCAAAUUGUUUGAAUUGAACACAAGAAAAAUAAACCAAAUCAUUUAUAGCAAUCAGCUAAACGUGUUGGAGUAAAUUUUUACUGAGAACCCUCUUUCCACAGUCUAACCCGAACCAAGUCAAUAACUGUAUACUGUAAUCUAUAUAUGCAAACAUAACAAUAAAUGUCUAACCAACUU
Molecule: messenger RNA, 1786 nt
Organism: Salvelinus sp. IW2-2015
Lineage: Eukaryota; Metazoa; Chordata; Actinopteri; Salmoniformes; Salmonidae
Source: RefSeq, a predicted model, not a curated record